AUGGUUCAGUGUUACUGUUGUAAUAGGUUUGGCCACUUUGCUAAAGAUUGUUGGUCAAACAAAGAAGAAGCAAAAAUAGCCAGAGGAGAUUCUGAUGAUGAACCUGUGCUAUUAAUGGCUUAUGAAUCUGAUGAGGAACCUGUGAGUUUUUCGUUUUCUGAUUCUGAAGGGGAAGAAGAUAACUUUGAAUAUUCUGAAGGAGUAUUUUUAUAUGAUUCAGAAUCAGAAGAUGACUUUGAAGAUUUCGGAGAAGACAAGUCAGAAUCUGAAGAUUUUGAUGAUGAUCAAGAAUCUGGUGGUGGUCAUGCUUCUGGAAGGGAAAAAUCUGAAGACAUAGGUUCUGGAGGACAAGCUUCUAAAGAUGAUCAUGUUUCUGGUGUUAAUCAUGAUGUUGAAGGUGGAAAUUCUGAAGGCGGAGCUUCUGAAGGUAGUCCAACUUCUGACGGUGGUCUUGAUUCUGAAAGAAAAGAUUAUGAAGUUGAAACUUCAGAAGGCAGAGCUUCUGAAGGCGAUCCAACUUCUAAAGGUGGUUGUUUUGAACAAGACCCAGAAGUUAACAAAGGUGGAACUUCUAGUGCUAGUCAAACUUCUGAAGAAAAUCCAGAAGGAGAUAUAGUUCCAGAAUCAGAAGGAGGUUUUGAACUAUUGGCCUUGUAG
This is a messenger RNA of Vicia villosa (hairy vetch), 657 nucleotides long. Its product is annotated as peptidyl-prolyl cis-trans isomerase FKBP53-like. The transcript is spliced from 3 exons. Gene Ontology annotation, molecular function: nucleic acid binding; zinc ion binding. Bases 1 to 657 code for a protein of 218 amino acids. Lineage: Eukaryota; Viridiplantae; Streptophyta; Magnoliopsida; Fabales; Fabaceae. The record is from RefSeq and is a predicted model, not a curated record.